Schistocerca cancellata (South American locust) is the source of this 440-nucleotide messenger RNA. Its product is annotated as odorant receptor Or2-like. The record is from RefSeq and is a predicted model, not a curated record. Gene Ontology annotation, molecular function: olfactory receptor activity; odorant binding. Gene Ontology annotation, cellular component: plasma membrane. Bases 26 to 421 code for a protein of 131 amino acids. The transcript has 4 exons. Gene Ontology annotation, biological process: detection of chemical stimulus involved in sensory perception of smell; sensory perception of smell. Lineage: Eukaryota; Metazoa; Arthropoda; Insecta; Orthoptera; Acrididae.
CUUGCUGGAACGCUGCCUUGGCGGGAUGUUGCUUGGACAGAGCCUCUCCAUAGGCGCCGUCGCCUGCUUCCAGAUGUUCCAGGUCGCCAUGAGUGCAGACGGUCUACAACAGAUUGGAAAAUUUGGCUGCUACUUGUUUGCCAUGCUUGCGGAGCUCUUCAUCUACUGCUGGUUCGGCGACGACCUAAUUACAGAAAGCGAGAACCUGGCCGUGGCAGCAUACGACGCGGUGACGUCACUGCAGGGAUGCCACUUGUCCAUCAAAAAGUCGCUACUGCUGAUGAUGCACCGCGCGCAGAGACCUCUGCGGAUCACUGCUGGAGGGUUCUUCCCUCUCUCCAGGGAGUCAUUCGUGGCGGUCGUCAACGUGUCUUAUUCAUUCUUCGCGAUUCUUCGAAAUUUCAAGGAUGAAAAUGUGUAACAACAAUUUUUCUUAAUGC